Molecule: messenger RNA, 1768 nt
Organism: Phytophthora nicotianae INRA-310
Lineage: Eukaryota; Oomycota; Peronosporomycetes; Peronosporales; Peronosporaceae
Product: CAMK protein kinase
Exons: 2
Coding region: 76-1635 (519 amino acids)
Biological process (GO): protein phosphorylation
Molecular function (GO): ATP binding; protein kinase activity
Source: RefSeq, a predicted model, not a curated record
UACAGAGCAGCGCACCUUGACGUGGUGGGUUGAUUUCAGUCUCGAACCUGCGUGGAAGAGAACAAGCUGCUCGCCAUGACGUCCGUGCUCUUCUCCGCGCCCGUGGCGCCAGUUUCCAACAUGGACGCUGCGCAGUACCCGCAGCAGCAACAACAAGCUGCCAACACCAACUCUUCACGCAUGCUGGCGCAGUACCAGGUGCUCCAAACACUCGGCUCGGGCCUGCAGGGCAAAGUGAAGCUCGGCGUGGAUACUGUCACGCAUCAGCGCGUGGCACUCAAGGUCAUCGAUAUGGCCAAACUCAACCGCAAGAGCAUGAUCAACGUCUAUCGCGAGGUGGAAGCCAUGUCGCGUGUCUCGCACACGAAUGUGCUCCGCCUCCUAUCAGUUCACGACGACGUGCCGUACCCCAAGAAGGACGGUAAUGUCAAGCAAGUGAUUGUCAUUGUUCUGGAGUUGGCCACUGGUGGUGAACUCUUCGACUUCAUGAUGUACACUGGCUGUUUCGCGGAGAACAUCGCGCGCGCCUAUUUCCAACAGCUUGUGGCCGGUCUGGAGGCUUGUCACGCACAAGGAGUGUAUCACCGCGACAUUAAACCGGAGAAUCUGCUGCUGGACGAGACUUUUGCGUUGAAAAUCGCAGACUUUGGACUCUCCGGCCUGAGGGAAGGAGCUGAUGGAGCUAUGGCCGAACUGUACACGCAGUGCGGUACCAGAGGAUACAUGAGCCCGGAAGUGCUGUCGUGUUUGCCCUACGAAGGAGAACCCGCCGACGUCUGGUCGGCUGGCGUGGUGCUAUUUAUCAUGCUGGCGGGCUUCCCUCCUUUCCAGAUUGCCACCAGCCAGGACUGGUGGUUCCGUGCUUGUGCUGCCAAGCAACACGAAGCUUUUUGGGCGGCACACGCUCGUUCUGCCACUUUCUCGCCUGGUGCCAUGUCGCUCAUGACGCGUAUCUUCCACGUGAAGCCGCAAGAACGCAUUACACUUGCAGAGAUCAAGACACACCCUUGGUUCAAGGAGAAUGCAAUUGCCCCUGAUGAUCUACGUGCAGAACUGCUGAGUCGCAAGCUGCAGGUGGAUGAGGAGAAACGUAAGGAGCGUGAGGAGAAGCUGCGAGCGGCCGCCAAGCAGCGGCUACAGCAGCAGGACGAAGAAUUCGACCCUUUCAACAUGGACGUCGAGAGAUCGAUGGCCGUUUCGGCGGCCGCAGGACUUUCGACUGCAGAGGUAAGUUCGAAGAAGGCGCCAUCGUACCCAUCCACUAGUGUGGCGCUUUAUACAAGCUUCCAGUCAAGUCGGACGGCUACGGAGUUGCAGACGCGCGUGGAGAAGGCGCUGACGGAGCACUCAGCGCGCUUUGUGGCGCACAAAGACCGCUUCAAAACCAAGGCCACGAUGGCUGCAGACGCGGAGGACGUGGGCUUCGCUGUGCGCAUCUACUCACUAGACAAUGCACCGGGACGCUGUGUGGUGGAGUUCCGGCGUACAAGCGGCGAGUGCCUCAAGUUCCACGAAGCGUACAAGAAGCUGAGCAGCUCACUGUCCGACCUCGUCUGGGACAACAACGAUGAAUCAGAGACGGCUGACGACUCGCCCGCGGAGGAGCUCAUCUCGGACGAGGCGAUGAUGAUUUAGGCGGCCUACUCGGCAAUGAAGUACCAAACUAAGGUUGCACAAACAGCAUCUACCAUUAGCUCGCACGUAAUUAGGGAAACACUGAGUCCAUCUCGUCAGUACAUAUAAGCUAAAUAUUCGUUGUACUCUGUGA